Messenger RNA from Penicillium olsonii, 3669 nucleotides. NCBI's taxonomy places the organism in Eukaryota, Fungi, Ascomycota, Eurotiomycetes, Eurotiales, Aspergillaceae. The record is from the annotation of a GenBank genome assembly.
AUGGCCCUAAGUCGUCGUGACCUAGCUCUGGCUGGCGUGGGCGCAUUCAUUGCUUGGGGCUUGCUGGUGCGCGAGCUACCGAUUCUCCGCUAUUUAGGAUAUGCCGUGACGCUGGGCGCCGUGCUGUCUCUCGCGAGUGUUCUGGCGCUUGUCGCACUGACAACCCGACAACAAGAUGAGCGUCAAAACACCAAGAACGUCUCUGUGGCUUUCAUCAAACCCGACCAUUGGCGCAAGGAGGUACUCAAUGUGCGACGGAGUACUCGAUACCGCGCACGGCCCCUCUAUCCAGAAUCCUUUGUUGUGUCAGAGGGCAUCGACGAGCUUUUAUCAUUCAUCAUACGAGAUUUUGUUUCUUCGUGGUACCACAACAUCAGUCCGAGCCCGAUAUUUGCCAAUGAGGUCGACCGAACGAUCCGUGUUGCUCUUGACAACCUGCGGGAUAGGUUGCUUGCGGAGGACAUGAUAUCGCUGGUGGUGUCACGAAUAAUCCCAAUCGUGACAUUGCAUUUGAAAGAAUUUGACAUAGCGGAACGUUUGGUGCGAGGGCGCAACUUGAACCGCAAUGUGACCGAAUCCGGCGAGCUAGACUUGGCCAUUGCAAAGAAGUACCGGGAUGGCAAGCUACACCCUGCUGUUGCGCUGUCCGUGACAGACCAGAAAAGUGUCCAGCAGGAGUAUUUGCGCAAACUGGCGCUUGGCUUGUUACCACAGCUAUUCCCAGGAAGUGUUUUGAACAGUCGGAUUGUCUCAGUCUUGAUCCGGGAGAUCAUUUCUUGUGCCGUGCUCCUCCCGAUAGUCACAGCAUUAUCUGAUCCGGAUACAUGGAACCAGUCCAUCGAAGCCUACGGUCGUACAGCCCUGCAGGACAGGAAAACUGUGCGUAAACUGCGUGCCGCAUUGGACGAGCAUGCAUCACCUGCGCCCAAAUCUAAACGGGGUCAUCCGUUUCCGCGGCUAUCAGUUACAGACUCGGAAAGAGCCUUUGAGAGAUUUGUCAGAGCAAUCAGGAAAUGUAACAAUCUCUCUGACGCGCGUCGCUUUCGCGCUUUGGUUUCCAGUCAGUUGAAACAAGAGAGCACGAUCGAAGGCCAAGAUCAAGUCUACCUGCGGCGAUUGGAGACUGGAAAAAGAGUUCUGGACCAGAAGGUAGCCAAGCUCUCCAAAACUGGCGAUGAUUCCCUCGUACCUCCUCCGUCUUUGGAUCUUCGACCCGACAACAAUGGACCCACCGUGCGGGAAACUUCGCUGGUAGAAGUUAUGCAUAGCGCCUCCGGGCUGUCUUAUUUCAUGGAGUUCAUGGAUCGCCAAAAGCUAAUGUCGCUUGUUCAGUUCUGGAUUGUGGUAGAUGGCUUCCGCAAUCCGUUAGAAGAUGACUUUGGUGACGGGGCCGACUCCAGCUCAAUUACAUGGAAGCCAGCAGACAGGAACGACAUCGCCCUUAUCAGCGAAACAUACAUGGCCAAGUCCGAGUUGAAGGUCUCAGACGACUCUCGCCGAGCAAUCAAGACAUUCCUCAGUGCCGGGAAGCGUGCAACACCAGAGCAAUACCGCAAAGCACGCACGGUUGUUUUGAGUACUCAGUCUGCCGUGCUGGAGCGUCUGCAGGAGACAUACUAUCCAAAGUUCAAAGAAUCCGAUCUGUACUGGAAGUACCUUGCGUCCGACGAAGCAUCCGUAAAUAACCAAGCCUCGUCCCGCCAAGCAUCUCCGAUAUCAGCCACAUUUGAACCUCAGGAGAGAAAACCCCUGCCACCUUUGCUAUCACGGACAUCCUCUCAGCCUGGCCAUCGGCCGGCCAAAGAUAUUCGACGAGCGGCAGUAUCGUCGAGCGAUGUUCGGGCCACGGGCAAAUUGUUUGAUGAUGACGACCCUCCACGGCGAUCCAUAGAUUCAGGGCGAUCUGGAUUGUUCGACGACGAAUACGACACAGACAAUAUGGCUACGUCGACCCAUAGCCUAGGAAUGAAUUCCCAGAAUGGCGAGAAUGAUGUCAGCCAAAGUCAAGUCCUCCAAACGAUGGAGGCAGCACUUAACGACAUCGUCACUGGCGAGCCUAAAAACGGAAGGUUGGAUGAUGUCAAAGGGGAGACCUCAGAGCUUUUUGGACCUGAGAGACCUGGUCUUGGACGGAACCUAUCCGAUGUUUCUCAGGCUGAAAGUCGCAGUAACGAGAAAAUGAAGAAGAGCAUCGCAUCACUGGGCCUAGUAGGCCAAGGAUCCCGACUCGGUGUCUUCGAUGAUGAGUUAUUCCCGGAUCAACAGAAAUUUCUCGAGGAUGAAUAUGAGGAGACAGAAGGCGUCGACGAAAAAGAUCCCGCGGAUGAAGUGCAUGAAGCCGCGCCCGGAGAUCUCGGUUUAACAGAGGCAAUUGAAGCCUUGUCCAUCGACAUUGAUAAGCUUGCAGGACAGGACGCCGUUGUUGAAGCCUUGACACGCAAAGCCGAACUUACGAACAAUACGGCAGAGCUGCGGAUCCUACGCAAAUCCAAAGCCAGCAUUGAACGUGAAAUCCAUCGCAAGGAAAUGCAACGCCAGCAAUACAUCCUCCAAGAAAGCGACAACAGUCUAUAUGGUCGGUCGACUGUCAGUCUCAAGUCUAUUGUCGUGGGAAAAGAGGAGGACGAUGGUCGUGAAUUUGCAAUGUAUAUUGUGGAGGUGCAAAGAAAAGCCGGAGAGCAAAUGCCAGCCGCCUCCUGGGUUGUUGCACGUCGAUACAGCGAAUUCCACGAUCUCCAUCAGAAGCUUCGCCAACGCUAUCCAUCCGUUCGCCACUUGGAAUUUCCUCGCAGGCGGGUUGUCAUGAAAUUACAAAAGGAAUUUCUCCAUAAACGCCGGCUCGCCCUUGAAGCAUACCUGAGAAAUCUUCUUUCCCUACCAGAUGUCUGCCGCAGUCGUGACCUGCGGGCAUUCCUAUCGCAACGUGCCAUCCUCCCCCACAAAGAUAAUAAUCGCGACAACGAAGGCGAGUCUAAAGACUUGGUGACUCGAAUCUACAACUCCGUUACAGACGGCAUGGAUGACUUCCUCGGCAACUUCGGUGUCUUAGAUCAGCUGUCAACGGCAGGCCAGAACCUGAUCUCUGCCGCAACUCAGCAGACCGGAACCACAGUAGCCCCGGAAUCCAGUCUUGCGACUGAAGACGCAGUCACAGCCGCCGAAGCAGAGGCCGAAUUGAAUGCCUUCGAAGACCGGGAGCUCGAGCCUUUCAUCAAGCCAAUUUGCGAUCUGUUCCUCGAGGCAUUUGAAUUGAACCGCGGUAAUAAUUGGCUGCGUGGCCGCGCCGUCGUCGUUGUCCUGCACCAGCUCCUGGGAGGGACAAUAGAACGCAAAGUUCGAGAUGGCGCCCGUGGUAUCGUCCAAGAUGAUUCGCUUGUCAAAUACAUCUCGCUCGCUCGGGAUCUCAUGUGGCCCGGUGGAGUCCUCCGCAAGACGCCUCCCCGAUCGGCGGCAGAUCGUCUCAACAGUCGGGCCGAAGCGACAGUGGUCUUGGCCACUUUAAUCCCCGAUUUAGCUGGCAAUGUUGUUGGCAGGGCGAAUGCCCAAGCCGCUGCACGACGCAUUUUCGCGACUUUGAAUAAUCCGUACCUUAACACCCAUCUCGUUUUUACCAUCAUUGAUGAGAUUUUCUUGGUUCUCUUCGGGAUGCCAUCUGGCCGUCCUCGUUGA